This is a messenger RNA of Staurois parvus, 338 nucleotides long. NCBI's taxonomy places the organism in Eukaryota, Metazoa, Chordata, Amphibia, Anura, Ranidae. The record is from the annotation of a GenBank genome assembly.
CCGCCUUGAGUUCUGAGAGUAUGUCAAUAGGUUUAGAAGCCAAUAGUACAAGCCAGGAUCAUAAACUCCAUCAUGCAACAAAACCAUUAGAGAUACUCCGCAAUAUGCAUUUGAGAUGCACUUUAAGAAAACAGAGAUUCCAGGAUGUGCGGUCCCGGUAUCGCAGUGACCGUGACAUGUUGCACCGCCUCUUUGUAUGCAUUGCUGGUGUUGCUGACCAGCUACAGACCAAUUUUGCAAGUGACUUGCGUGUCAUUUUGAAAACUGUGUUUGACGCUGUGAGUUCCAGGCAACAGCAGGACACAGAAAGAACAGCUGAAGAUGCUUCACGUUUGCCA